AUUUAUCUAAAAAGUAGGUAAUGGUAAUGAACUAUGGGUGACAAUACGAUUAAAAGAUGCGAAUGGCUCAGUGACGACCCCCUUUAUAUAAAGUAUCAUGAUGAAGAAUGGGGUGUACCACAAUAUGAUAGUUUACGUUUGUUUGAAAUGCUAUGCUUAGAAGGACAACAAGCAGGAUUGUCUUGGUUGACGGUACUUAAAAAAAGAGAAAAUUACAGACAAGUUUUCCAUGGUUUCGACCCGUAUAAAAUAUCUAAUUUUACAAAAACUGAAUUACUUGAACUUAAAAAAAAUUCUAGCAUUAUUCGACAUGAAGGAAAAAUUCAAGCAAUUUUUGAAAACUCUUUAUGUUAUUUACAACUUGUUAGAGAAGGCACUGAUUUUUCAGAUUUUAUUUGGAGUUUUGUUGGAAAAAAACCCAUCGUAAACUACUGGGUUCAAAACAAAGAUAUCCCUAAAGAAACCUCAACAUCAAAGGCUCUUGCAAAAGCUUUGAAAAAAAAAGGAUUCAAGUUUUUGGAAUCCAAAACAUGUUAUGCAUUCAUGCAAGCUUGUGGUUUAGUUAAUGAUCAUAUUGUUAGUUGCAUAUGUCGUCAAACUCUGCAGGAAUCUACUAUUGAUUAAAGCAAAGCCCAAUCUCAUUCAUUACCUACUAAAUAAAGUGUAAUAUUAAAUUCGGUUUUUUCUAAAUAUUUUAUGGCCUGGUAAUAAAUAGCAAUAUGGGCUAUGGUAUGGGACGCAAGAUAAAAUAGUUACUUAAUAAAAUGUUAUAAAAUUAAGACUUAAUUACACAUUUCAAACUAUUGAUAAGAAUUAAAGACUGUUCGAUUAGAAAAUAUUUCCAUUUAUUCACCCUAUUAAUACAUUUUGUAGCUUUGACAAUAUGUUUUUGAGAUCAUAUAUUGCACUUUCAUGUAAUAAUCACCUUUACUACCAAGAGUGUAGAUUAUAUUACAUUUUAUUUUCAUUUAUUGACAUUGAUAAAAUUAUAAUAGGGUGUAGUA
This is a messenger RNA of Bombyx mori (domestic silkworm), 1004 nucleotides long. Its product is annotated as DNA-3-methyladenine glycosylase I. Lineage: Eukaryota; Metazoa; Arthropoda; Insecta; Lepidoptera; Bombycidae. Bases 34 to 624 code for a protein of 196 amino acids. The record is from RefSeq and is marked provisional. The transcript has a single exon. Gene Ontology annotation, molecular function: DNA-3-methyladenine glycosylase activity. Gene Ontology annotation, biological process: base-excision repair.